CACACAGGAGCAGACCUGCAGACCAGACCCCAGGACCCUAGAGCCAUUCUCCUGCCUACUUCAGUGACUCUUCACCAGAACAGAAACCUCUUCACCAUGCCUGUUGCCCUCCGCUUCCUCUGCCUACUCAGCCUGGCUGUUGGUGCUCUACACUGCACUCCCGUGCCUGACCAGGAGGGGGAGCUCUCAGAGCCCCAGCACACCGCCUGUCCCCCGGGCUGGUCCAGUUUCAACAACCGCUGCUUCAAGUACUUCGCCUCUCCGCUGGACUGGGCCGAUGCAGAGUCCUACUGCGUGACCCAGCGAGCCAACCUGGUCUCUGUGAACAGCAAAGGGGAAUUCGACUUCGUGAAAAACCUGAUCCAUGGCUUCGACCCUGCUGAGAGCCAUACCUGGAUCGGGCUGAGUGACCUCCACGAGGAAGGGAGAUGGAUGUGGUCGGACGGCUCCAAGGUGGUCUACACGUUCUGGUCUCCAAAGGAGCCCAAUAAUGGAGAUGGAAGGGAGAACUGUGUCCACACUAAUAAGUUAAAGGAGAAGCUGUGGAACGACGAAUUCUGCUCCAACAAGUAUGCUUUUGUCUGCGCCACACGUCCCGGCCUCUGAACCUCUGAGUCUUUAGUUCAAAGAUGCCUUGGUUUACAUAAAUAAAGAAAAACCUUUCAUUGAAAUCUCCUUGUUGGUCCUUUAUCUGAUUCAACUUGUGUUUUAUUCUCCAGCCCUGGUUAGAAUGACAAGUAGUCAGGGGUGGAAAAAGUAGCCAAUUGUCAUACUUGAGUAAAAGUAUAGAGACCUUAAUAGAAAGUUACUCAAGUAAAAGUGAAAGUCACCCUGUAAAAUACUACUUGAGUAAAAGUCUAAAAGUAUUUGGUUUUAAAUAUACUUAAGUAUCAAAAGUACACGUAAUUGCUAAAAUAUAAUGAAGUAUCAAAAGUAGAAGUAAAAAUAUAAAUAUUUUCAAAUUCCUUACAUUAAGCAAAUGUGAUGAGGUGGUUUUGAAGGAGUCAGGCGCAAGAGGGUCAAUAACAGGAUUUAUUUCUGAACCACAGAGUUACGCAGUAAUAUGUAAAAACACUCCAGUGCACAAAACAGGCACACUGGAAAAUACAAGACACACGGGGAAUAUUCCCAGCGAUACAAAAUACACGGAGCUCCACCGAGCUUCUCUCUCCUCCACAAUAAACAAUCACACACAAAGACCAGGGGGCAGAGGGAACACUUAUACAGGUACUGAUGAGGGGAUAUGAACCAGGUGUGUGUAAUAAACAAGACAAAACAAAUGGAAUGAUGAGAUGAGGAGCGGCAGUGGCUAGAAGGCCGGGUGACGACGAACGCCGAAGCCUGCCUCGAACCAGGAGGGGAGGCAGCCUGUUUUUUUUUUCAUUAAUAGAGCCAGGGACACACUCCAACACUCAGACAUUAUUUACAAAAGAUGCAUUUGUGUUUAGUGAGUCCGCCAGAUCAGAGGCAGUAGGGAUGACCAGGGAUGGUCUCGUGAUAAGUGCAUGAAUUUCACAAUUUCCUGUCCUGCUAAGCAUUCAAAAUGUAACGAGUACUUUGGGUUGUCAGGGAAAAUGUAUGGAGUAAAAAGUACAUUAUUUCCUUUAGGAAUAUAGUGAAGUUAAAAGUAAAAGUUGUCAAAAAUAGGGUUCAACAACCGCUGCUUCAAGUACUUCGCCUCUCAGCUGGACUGGGCCGAUGCAGAGUCCUACUGCGUGACCCAGGGAGCCAACCUGGCCUCUGUGAACAGCAAAGGGGAAUUCGGCUUCGUGAAAAACCUGAUCCAUGACUUGGACCCUGCUGAGCGCAAUACCUGGAUCGGGCUGAGUGACUUCCACAAGGAAGGGAGAUGGAUGUGGUCGGACGGCUCCAUGUUGGUCGACACGUUCUGGUCUCCAAAUGAGCCCAAUGAUGAAGAAGGAAGGGAGAACUGUGUUCACACUAACAACAUGAAGGACAAGCUGUGGAACGACAUAUUCUGCUCCAACAAGUAUGCUUUUGUCUGCGCCACGCGUCCCGGCCUCUGA
Molecule: messenger RNA, 2027 nt
Organism: Coregonus sp. 'balchen'
Lineage: Eukaryota; Metazoa; Chordata; Actinopteri; Salmoniformes; Salmonidae
Source: the annotation of a GenBank genome assembly